ACCAGUGUGCCUUGAACCUCGCGCACGAGCACUGUGAGCAGCGUGAGAAUUCCUCAAGCCUCUCAACGGUAACUAAGUGGCGCCACCAUGUGCAUUACGUUUCGUCCUUGCUCGGAGCCCGACCUUCCCGGAAUCUAUUGGCGGGAUGACGAUCAAUGGCGGCCCUACGAUCGCGCCACGUCCCGAGCGAUCCUCAAGGCGGCCUCGCUGGGCCUUAGCAACGUGAGCCUGGGGAUUUUCACGUCGAAUGUUUACCCCAGCGGCGCGACUUACACGCUGAACCUGCAGAGCCUGCAGCAGAGAAACUCCUCAAGCGGACAGCAGAGGCCAGUUCUGAUCAUUCCGAAACUGACGCUUACGCAACUGCGCGCAGCUGUGAUGACUCCUUCGGUGGUUUGGAGUCGUAUUAUCGAUGCAUUCACAACGCAGGCGUAUGUUCAGCACGUGGUUAAUCAGCGGGCUCAGAAGUGCAACGUGGUGGUGCAGCAGGUUCGCAGAAACCCCUACCUGACGCCGGGAUCUCCGCUGAUCACGCGAUUCCUCGCAAAGGCUCAGAGCCUGCCGGCUGAUUCUGCGCUAGUCAAAGGCCUGACCUACAUGGAUACCGCGGAAGGGGGGAAUCUGGAUUUUGCGUUUCACGGCACUCGGUCUAGCAGUUUUGAUCCUAUUCUGCGGAACGGGAUGUGCCCUACGAAACGCUCAAGCAGCCCACUGGGAGACUGGUUCACGCGCCAACUGGCCUCAGCAGCACAAUACUCCGCGCAGAGAGACGGUAGUCGCGGGUAUGGGGGGAGAAAGCUGAUCGCGUUUCUGCUGCUGGUGGAGAAGACAGCCAUUGUGCAGGAGAAUGGAGAUGUGAUUGUAAUGAAAGAUGCGAACUACCAGCUUCCUGUCGCGGAAGUGACAGUGCAGUAAGCUGAAUAGGAGCUCAUGUACAUAGGAGUAAGCUGAAUGGAUAGAGGACGUGUAUGAAUUGUUCCAAAUUGUACUAUACAUAUCAUAGGUGGAAACCUAGAACAAAUACUAGUUGGUUGUACUCACUAGAAGCAUACCUCAGUC
This is a messenger RNA of Closterium sp. NIES-67, 1059 nucleotides long. Lineage: Eukaryota; Viridiplantae; Streptophyta; Zygnematophyceae; Desmidiales; Closteriaceae. The record is from the annotation of a GenBank genome assembly.